Vitis riparia (riverbank grape) is the source of this 1853-nucleotide messenger RNA. RefSeq names its product ribulose bisphosphate carboxylase/oxygenase activase, chloroplastic-like. The coding region runs from base 112 to 1536 and encodes 474 amino acids. Lineage: Eukaryota; Viridiplantae; Streptophyta; Magnoliopsida; Vitales; Vitaceae. Gene Ontology annotation, molecular function: ATP hydrolysis activity; ribulose-1,5-bisphosphate carboxylase/oxygenase activator activity; ATP binding. The transcript has 7 exons. The record is from RefSeq and is a predicted model, not a curated record. Gene Ontology annotation, cellular component: thylakoid; chloroplast stroma.
CUCACUUCCCUUAUAAAGGCUUUCUACUCCCAUCUCUCCAUCCCAGUUCAGCUUGACUUCAAUUACAUCAUCCUCCUCCUUCGGUUCCUUCCUUUGGAUUCACUGCCACUGAUGGCAGCCACCAUCUCAACUCUCGGAGCUGUUAACAGAGCACCGUUGAACUUGAAUGGCUCUGGCACCGGAGCUUCGGUUCCAAGCUCUGCGUUCUUGGGCAACAGCUUGAAGAAGGUGAGCUCCAAGAUUGCCCACCCGAGGACUUCAUCUGGGAACUUCAAGGUUGUUGCGGAAGUUGAUGAAGAGAAGCAGACCUCAAAGGACAAAUGGAAGGGCCUUGCCUUUGACGAAUCGGAUGAUCAACAGGACAUUACCCGAGGAAAGGGAAUGGUGGACUCUCUCUUCCAAGCUCCCAUGGACAGUGGAACCCACUAUGCUGUCAUGAGUUCCUAUGACUACAUCAGCACUGGUCUUCGCCAAUACAACUUGGACAACACUAUGGAUGGAUUCUACAUUGCUCCUGCUUUCAUGGACAAGCUUGUUGUUCACAUCACCAAGAACUUCAUGACCCUGCCAAAUAUCAAGGUUCCUCUCAUCUUGGGUAUUUGGGGAGGUAAAGGUCAGGGAAAAUCAUUCCAGUGCGAGCUAGUGUUUGCCAAAAUGGGGAUCAACCCCAUUAUGAUGAGCGCUGGAGAAUUGGAAAGUGGAAAUGCAGGAGAGCCUGCAAAAUUGAUCAGGCAAAGAUACCGUGAGGCAGCAGAUAUCAUUAGAAAGGGGAAAAUGUGCUGCCUCUUCAUCAAUGAUCUUGAUGCAGGAGCUGGUAGGCUUGGUGGAACCACCCAAUACACUGUCAACAAUCAGAUGGUGAAUGCCACCUUGAUGAACAUUGCUGAUAACCCGACCAAUGUCCAGCUCCCUGGUAUGUACAACAAGGAGGAGAACCCUAGAGUUCCCAUCAUAGUCACUGGCAAUGACUUCUCAACAUUGUAUGCCCCUCUCAUCCGUGAUGGUCGUAUGGAAAAGUUCUAUUGGGCACCCACUAGGGAAGACAGAAUUGGUGUCUGCACGGGUAUCUUCCGCAGUGACAAUAUUCCCAAGGAGGACAUGGUCAAGCUUGUUGACACCUUCCCUGGGCAAUCUAUUGAUUUCUUCGGUGCUCUCAGGGCACGUGUUUAUGAUGAUGAAGUGAGAAAGUGGGUUGCAAGUGUUGGGGUAGAAGGUAUUGGGAAAAAGCUUGUGAACUCAAAAGAGGGACCCCCAACUUUUGAGAAACCAAAGAUGACUCUUGACAAGCUGCUUGAGUAUGGAAACAUGCUUGUCCAAGAACAGGAGAAUGUGAAGAGAGUCCAAUUGGCUGACAAGUACUUGAGUCAGGCUGCUCUAGGAGAUGCAAAUGAAGAUGCUAUCAAGAGUGGAAGUUUCUAUGGCAAGGCAGCCCAACAAGUCAAUCUUCCAGUGCCAGAAGGCUGCACUGAUCCUUCUGCAAACAACUUUGACCCAACUGCUAGGAGUGACGAUGGCAGCUGCCUGUAUCAAAUCUAGUGCGUAAUAGGUAUCUGAGUAUAUCAAGAAGGAGAAAUCACCUCCAAUUAUGAAUUGAGUUGAUAAUUUCACUCAUUAGUGGAAUGUAAUUGUGUUAUAGUGUAAAAUUCCUCUGUCCUCUAUUAGUUUUUCCACUUUUAGAAGGCCUUUUGUUUCUGUCGUAUGAACCUGGUUUUGUGGAUGUAAGAAAGAGUCGAGAGUUAGGUCAUCUACCAGAUUUUAUACUGAGAUCUUUUGGCUACUAAUACAGGUCAUGGUUUCAACUUUCAACCAUAUGAUGUUUACGCCUUUCAAAACUUGGUAUAUUUUCCAUCGGA